AGGAGCAGUCGGGAGGAAACGGACUGAAGGGGCACAACGAAAACACGACACAAAACUCCCGACGCACAGCCCUUAAAUUAACACUUUUUAUAUUGUAUUUCUUCCGCGAAGAAACCUCAAGUUUGUAUAUUUAUCGACAGAAAGUCACGUCUACCUCAUUUUAAGGAUUUUAAUCCGCCGUUUACAGUUUUCCUCGGCCGCAGGACUCCCUUUUAUACCGUGCACUCGUCUCCUCUCCCGUGCACUCGUCUCCUCUCCCGUGCACUCGUCUCCUCUCCCGUGCACUCGUCUCCUCUCCUGUGGACGAUGUCCCUCCUGAGUCCUCCUGCCAGCAGAUGAUCCAGGACCUUCAUUGAUGCACUUUAGCACUUUUUCCGGAGCCUCCCCCAGCAGCUGAUGACCAAAGUGAGCGCCUCCCCCCCCCAGCAGGAUGUUCCAGAGGUUCGCCAGCGCUCUGUUCGGGGACGAGGAUCCGCCGAGCCGAGGAGCAGGACCCGGAGACGACAAGGAGGAGGAGGAGGAGGAAGAGGAGGAGUGGAUCCUGGUCAACUACCUGGCUGAAGCCCGGUGUGUGAACCUCCCUGGGUCCUCUGCUGCUCCCCAGGAGGAGGAGGAAGAGGAGGAUGAGGAGGACCUGGUGAUGAUUCCCUCCCUCAGGGCCAGCCCCAUCCGCUACGCCUCCUGCACCUCCCUCAACUCCACGGCUGGUGCUGAGGAGGAGGAGGAGGAGGAGGAGGAUGAAGAAGAGGAGGAAGAGGAGGAAGAGGAGGGGGGGUUCCAGCGCCUGGACGCCUGCUCCAUGGAGGAGAGCUGGUUCGUCACCCCCCCGCCCUGCUUCACGGGCCGCGGCAGCCUGCUGGAGUCCAGCCCCCUGGAGAACCUGCUGAUCGAGCACCCCAGCAUGUCCGUGUAGGCCCCCCCCCGGCCCCGUCUGGACCCCCGACCAGCCCCCGCCAUCACCUCCUCCAUCACCUCCUCCAUCACCUCCUCCAUCACCUCCAGGGGGAAGAAGAAGGGCCGGCGCUCCCUGGACGGCCAGCGACACAGGCCGGAGGUGGCGGUUGUCCCUCGGCGCUCCAGCCUCCACUCGGCCUGCUACGCCCGUGCCGGCCUCCUGCAGCCGUGGGUAGGAAACCCCGCGCAACGCACCCAACAGCUGUCCCGCAACGCCCUGCGCCGCCUCAACCUGCUGCGCCCCCCGAAGCCCCCCCAACACCUGCACCAGCCCAGCCAGAGACACCUCAACUUCUGACGCCCCCCCCCCCCCCACACCUCCUACAGAUGAGUCACUUCCUGGCGAAAUGAAGGCCCCGCCCCAUUUCGUCGGUUAAAAUGAAACGUCA
Messenger RNA from Trematomus bernacchii (emerald rockcod), 1343 nucleotides. RefSeq names its product tumor protein p53 inducible nuclear protein 1 (gene tp53inp1). Gene Ontology annotation, cellular component: autophagosome; nucleus. Gene Ontology annotation, biological process: autophagosome assembly; positive regulation of DNA-templated transcription. The record is from RefSeq and is a predicted model, not a curated record. Lineage: Eukaryota; Metazoa; Chordata; Actinopteri; Perciformes; Nototheniidae.